AUGGAGCCGCGCGAGCAGCAAGUGGCGGAGUCGGUCCCCCUCCGCACAGGCAUGGCUUCUUCGCGAGUCAGCGGUGCGCCCGUAGCCUCAGUGGCGCCUAUGACUGUAGUGGUCCUCACUGACGACGGUCGAGAGAAGUGGGACAAGAAGAUAGAAUUCCUCCUCGCCGUCAUCGGUUUUGCGGUAGACCUCGGAAACGUAUGGCGAUUCCCAUAUAUCUGCUACCGCAACGGCGGAGGCGCCUUCCUGAUUCCGUACACAGUGAUGCUGAUGUUCGGCGGUCUGCCUCUGUUUUACUUGGAAUUGGCCAUGGGUCAGUACUACCGCUGCGGCUGCCUGACUAUCUGGAAGAACAUAUUCCCCAUCUUUAAAGGUAUUGGGUACGCCAUCUGCAUCCUCGACUUGUACAUGGCCAUGUACUACAACACAGUGAUUGCCUGGGCGCUUUACUACCUUGUGGCGUCGCUGGCCUCGGAGCUGCCCUGGACGCGCUGCGACAACCCCUGGAAUACAGCUACAUGUCGAACGCUUGCCGAACGUGCAAACGCCACGGGACUGGCCACUAGCCCAGCGCAGGAGUACUUCGAGCGGAGGGUGCUGCAAAUUCACCUAUCAGAUGGCAUAGACCACAUCGGAGGCAUCCGCUGGCCACUGGCACUCUGUUUGUUUGCAGUGUUCGUGCUUGUCUACUUUUCCCUAUGGAAGGGCGUCCGCAGCACCGGAAAGGCGGUGUGGGUAACGGCCACUAUGCCGUACGCUGUGCUGCUCAUCCUACUGCUUCGCGGCGUCACCCUGGAUGGAUCGCUGGAUGGCAUCAAGUAUUACCUGUACCCGCAGUGGGACAAGCUGCUGUCCAGCGACGUGUGGAUUGACGCUGCAACACAAAUAUUUUUCUCCCUGGGGCCCGGAUUUGGCACCCUACUAGCAUUAUCGAGCUACAACAAGUUUCAUAACAACUGUUACCGAGACGCUCUUGUGACAAGCAUAAUAAACUGCCUGACGAGUUUUCUGGCUGGCUUUGUGAUAUUUUCGGUCCUCGGCUAUAUGGCUCACGUGCUGCAAAAGGACAUCGAGGACGUUGCCACCGAUGGUCCUGGAUUAGUCUUCAUAGUAUAUCCUGAAGCUAUUGCUACCAUGAAGGGAUCAGUGUUCUGGUCUAUUCUCUUCUUUCUGAUGCUCAUCACUCUGGGCCUGGAUAGUACGUUUGGUGGUCUGGAGGCAAUGCUGACUGGUCUGUGCGACGAGUACCCGCUGGUCCUGCGCCGACACCGCGAGAUCUUCGUUGGUUGCGUCAUGCUCUUCAUCUACGCAUGCGCUCUGCCGACAACCACCUAUGGUGGCAACUACAUAGUAAGCUUGCUGGAUAACUACGCCACUGCUACAGGCGUCCUGUUCAUUGUGUUUGUGGAGUCCAUGGUCGUGUGCUGGUUUUACGGCACUAACCGCUUUUCCCAACAUAUCAAAGAAAUGCUUGGUCAUCUUCCGGGGCUGUACUGGCGUAUGUGCUGGAGUUAUAUAAGUCCCUUAUUUCUUUUCAUGAUGUUCCUAUUCGCCGUUCUCCGCUACAAAGCCCUGGAGUGGGAAGACUAUAAGUUUCCUGCCUGGUCCAUUUCAGUUGGCUGGCUGUUGACAGCGUCUUCCAUAUGUUUUGUUCCCGGCUACAUUGUGAUCGCUUUCCUGAAAACCAGAGGCACCAUGAAGCAGCGACUGAUCAUCUGCCUGCGUCCGCACAGCGUGGCUGCAAGAAAGCUCAAGCAAAGUGUUCCUACCUCAGUCUAGUCUCACUGUGUGCGACUUCACACUCCCCAAAAAUGCGCAGCUCUGUACCUGCAGAACGCCCCAAGGUCCAUGUUCGUCCUGCCGAAGGGUGGUAUAUGUGUGGCAACCAAGACUGCUCGUGUUUCCUGCAGUGAUAAAAAUUAUUUCCUUCGCAUUUUAACUUGCACGUUCGAGUGUACAUUUUGUGUAAAAUGUGGAGUUUUCCAUGAGUUCCUAGCAAACUUUUGCGUUGGUACCGUGCUUUCUUAUGCACGCACGCAGAAACAUAUGUAGCGCACUUGCAGUUGUUUUCUGUCAUGUCUUCUCACUUAAGCUCACUUUGUCUUUAAACCUCGCCUCAGUCACGUGGUGUUGCUUCACUUCAUAUUGUUAUAACUCAGAAUAUGAAAAAGAGUGCAUUAUUCACCUCUUUAAUGCUUGAAUAUGAGAGUAAGCAUUCCUCAAACAAUUUACACGUAUAAUCACAAACAUCAUGAACAAAGGCUAUUUGAUAUUGAAACUGCAGUAAGAGCGCAUGCGGUUUCUUGAAGCUGUGUUAUCACACUUCGUUCUUAUUUGACGAGAUGAAAAGCCAACGGCUACAAUUUCUGCAGUACAAGAUAAUAUUUAUAUAAUAGAUUACAUCAUUUCAGUGCGACGCAUUCUGAUUUUCUAAAUAAAUCAUUUGGCAUUGUUGUCCCAAAGGCGGAGUGUUCAUCUCACUAAAAUAAAUUCGGGCACCUUAGUGGACUGCAGAGCGAAGAAGCUAGUGUAGCACGUCUCGGAUGGUGCCUCGCACUCGUCGGCACAAAUUAAUGUUGCCGCAUUUUUCGCCACACGUCGGGUACUUAGCUUUCUUUUUUUUCCAUAUUGAGCUAGGACGUGAGUGUUUAUCGAAACGGAUACGUUUACGUUUGCAUUUAACUGUCACGAGCUCGUGUCUUUGUUACGUACAGUAUAAACAUCCAAGUGUAUGGUAUCCUGUCUUUGUUAGGCGGUGUUUAAACGACACAAUCGAACUUGCUAUUUUUAUGCAAUACUUACUGUUACUGGUACUGUUCCUGUUGCUUACUGUUAUGCCAUACUUCAUGUUGUAAUCGCUGUUAUGCUAUGGAAAU
Molecule: messenger RNA, 2876 nt
Organism: Rhipicephalus sanguineus (brown dog tick)
Lineage: Eukaryota; Metazoa; Arthropoda; Arachnida; Ixodida; Ixodidae
Product: sodium-dependent serotonin transporter
Exons: 13
Coding region: 1-1779 (592 amino acids)
Biological process (GO): serotonin uptake; sodium ion transmembrane transport
Cellular component (GO): neuron projection; membrane
Molecular function (GO): serotonin:sodium:chloride symporter activity; serotonin binding
Source: RefSeq, a predicted model, not a curated record